AUGGCGACGCAAGCACAAAUCGAGGCUGAGACAAAUGCUCUCAUAGCCUCGAUGACGGAGGCUAUCCAGUGCAAAAGAAUCGUACUAGUGGUAAUUGCAUGUACAAAUUGCUCGCUCAGCUUGAAUUGUGGAGUUUCUUGUAAUGCUGGUUUACAUUGGGAAGCAAAUGGAAGUCACAGUGACGCACGUUAAUAUUUGCAAUUCCGACUUCUAGUACGAUAUUUUUGCAGUCGAUAGAGGACCAGUUGAUGCAAUUUGGAGAAGAUGAUACAGUGAAAGGAAGUACUGAUUGCAACAUGCUUGAACUUCUUGUCAUGAUGCAUAUUUAUACUGAUGCGCAGUAAUUGACACGCUUUGGUUUUCAGUUGAUGCAAUGCAGAUAUUAAACUACAUUAAAAUCCUCUUUCAGAUCUCGUCUUCAAGCCUGCAACUUCUGCGCUCCCGAACACGCAACGCUCCGCGGACUUGAAGCAGAAAAAGAUAGAUUUGAUCAAGCGAAGAAGACAAGAGGCCGAGGAUAUCAACUGCAAACAUGUCUGGAGGGUCUGGAAACUUGUAAUGUUGGGUUGGGACGAAUAGUGAAUGCUGAUGCUCUGUAAUGCACAGCCAAGCAUGUUGAGAAAUAUCUGCGCUGAUUAGUGUUGCGCUUUCCGCAUGACAAACUGCGUUUUUGCGUGGUGACGAGUAAAAGGGUCUCUUCGUGGACACGCAUCACAAACUCUUCAGUCAUGCCAGACAAGCAUGACAGACCUUGCAGCAUCCUUCCAACCCAGACACAUUUGCAAUGCAUAGGGGAUGAGAAAAAACGCAAAGAGCAGGAGGAGGCACAGAGGCGGCUCAAGGAGCAGGAGGCGAAAAAACUCAAGGCAGAACAGGAGAGAAGACGGAAGGAAGAGGAGAGGAGAAAGAGGGAAGAAGAGGAGCAGCGGGCAAAAAUGGAGGGUGGUCUGGAUCAGCUAAUGGGGCACUUAGUGGCGAAUACAAGUGUGGAAAAUGUCAGCUGUGCAGGUAAACUUAGAAUUAGCUGAGACGCGAUAUAAUUCCGUGUGACUUGCAAUGUAAUAUUUAGAUUUCCCCCUCGAUGAGCCCUGGGUACAGUUGUACUAAAGUUGAGUUUGUUUCUUUUAUUAUGCGUGAAACCUGCAUCAAACCAAAACCGACAAAAAUCAUCAAGGUAUCGAGCUGGGGAGCGUCCGAUUGCGAUUGCUAGCACAAGCCUUGGAGAAGAACACAAGUUGUGUUUCAAUAGAUUUGUCGAGGAAAGGACUAAACGACGAAGGUAUAAUUUUUGAUGGAUUUUUCUGGUGCUGUGAUAGUGAUGCUCUCUAUGCAUGAAUGAUGAGUGUUGAAGUUGGCGGUGCUGCUGCUGACAAAACGUGAACACUGAAGAUCAUCAUGGCAGGGAACUUAAAAAAGGGACAACAACAAUUGAACUUUACCGACCUAACUAUCACAGACGGCGUCACGCUUGCAAAGAUGCUACACAAGAACGACUCGCUACGAAAAAUGGAUCUGGAAGGGAACAAUUUAGGCGUGAAAGCAGCAGCUGCCUUCGGGGAGGCACUCACGAAGAACGAGCGCGUCUUGUAUAAUUGACUUCUUUUUUAUCAUGCGCGAACGAGUGGUUGGCAUUUUUUCUCAUUGUCAACAUGCGAUGAACUCUCGAUAAUUAUCUGAAUCUGAACGGUUUUGAAAAUUUCCAUAACAGCUGCCUCAACCUCGAAGCCAACAAUCUAGUAGUCGGUGGGCAGGACAGCAGCGGAAUAGUGGAAUUGGCUAAGGGAUUGAGGAAAAACCAGGACGUACAGAUCUUAGCUCUAGCGAAAAACGGCCUGGGACCUGCCGCGGCGGAUGCGUUUAGUAUAAUCUUUUUUUACUGGAGGUCGAGAUUUUGAUUUUCACAUCACAUGCUGAUUUAUUGGUGUUUUACGUAAUCCAAAUCAAAAAUAUGCUAUCCACUAAUCAUUUGUUUCAAAUCAAAAUCGCCGACAUAAAUCGACGAAUCAAUGAUCUCAACAGACGACGCCCUGGACUUCAACAACGUGUUAACCCAGUUAUCCACAGAAAAAAACCCAUCCACAUCCAUUUUUUGCAUGACAAACACAGAACUUUAUGGUUAUGGAUGUUCUUUUGCAUGACAAAUUGGAUGUUGAUGGGUUUUUUUCUGUGCAUACCAGUUAGACCUCUCCCACAACGACAUACCACCGUUCACGCAGCAAAAAAUCGAGGCAAAAAUGGAGAAAAAUAGGGAACGAGCCUCGGCUUUGAGACGGCAGGAAAGGCGAGAGAAGUUCCACAUGUAUGCCGAGGAGUUCCAGAGCAGGCAGUUCAUGAUGCAGGUACGGAGUGGCACUAGAAGAUGAGAAGAUGACGAUUCUCGAUUUAUUCUUAAUCUUAUUGUGCUUUCUUGCUCUUGCAUGACAGUUUUUUGUUUCACCAGCGGUUUAUGCAAUGCAAAUUUCUCAUCUUCCCUCAGGUCGAAGCCAUGCGUCUGGAGAUGGAGGCUGUCCAGGAGAGGAGGUUAGCCAGGCUGCGGGAGCGGUUGGUAAAGUGGAAUGUGCAGUCACAGGAGGAGGAGAAACAGCUCGAGGAUUUGUUGGAAGACCUCAUGACCGAGUACGAAGAGCGAAAAGCGGCGAGAAAGGGAAAGAAGGGCAAAAAGGGAAAGAAGUAGGGGAGAACUACAACGUCGCACGUAGUUGUCGUGGCGGGACUGCCCGAGCAGUAGUAGAGGACUUCUCCAGGGGGCGGGUCACUUUGUUGACCAGUUCCCGUAGAAGAGCGGUGCUGGAAGAGGAACGGCGCAAAAAUGUCUUCUCUACUACAAUCUGCCUGUAUUUUUUACUCCCUACUACACGAGAAUACGCCUUGCAUGGGCACUGUGCUUGGGCACCUGCAACUCAACGAACUACAGCUUUUAUGUCGAUUUAGUACAAUUAAAUAGCGAAAAAUUAUAAAGAUUGAUCGCAGAGAACUCGGACUACACACCUUUUGAAUUUAACAUUACAAUCCGCGUCACGGUAAGAUAUCAAGAAAUUUAACCCAAUUGUCGUUUACAAAAGCCUAUAGCAACAAGAAGAACAAGAAAGCUUUUUUGAUACUACAGUUGCGAUGGAAGCAACGAGCAGAUUGAUCUGCAAGAACGAAGACAAAUUUUGUGAAUUCAGGCUGCCGCGACAGAAGAAUGUACAUUUUUGCAAUCGCCCCCGAUUGCUAAAUUUUGUAUGGAGGUACACUCUCUUGCCAUACUCUGUACGAGUAGAGACGAGGCAGCUUCAGGUAGUAUGAAAAUUAUAGCACUUUCGGAAAG
Messenger RNA from Amoebophrya sp. A120, 3310 nucleotides. The record is from the annotation of a GenBank genome assembly. Lineage: Eukaryota; Dinophyceae; Syndiniales; Amoebophryaceae.